Zerene cesonia (dogface butterfly) is the source of this 2777-nucleotide messenger RNA. RefSeq names its product organic cation transporter protein-like. The record is from RefSeq and is a predicted model, not a curated record. Gene Ontology annotation, molecular function: transmembrane transporter activity. NCBI's taxonomy places the organism in Eukaryota, Metazoa, Arthropoda, Insecta, Lepidoptera, Pieridae. The transcript is spliced from 6 exons. Gene Ontology annotation, biological process: transmembrane transport. Gene Ontology annotation, cellular component: membrane. Bases 169 to 1824 code for a protein of 551 amino acids.
UAUAGCCCGGUGACCGACGCGACACCGUCGCGUUCGCCAUUCUGUAAAUUAAAAAAAAUAACGUUCCAAAUUUGAAGUGUUGUGAUAGACGAUUUAAUUUUUUAAUCUCGUAGUUUGACAUUCCUUCGUUCCCGCUAAAUAAGUUUAAAUUGAAUUUAGAACUUCAAAAUGGUAAACAAAAUGGAUAUGGAAAAGAAUAAAGAAGUAACCGUGGACGAUAUUCUGCAUAUUCUCGGACCGUUUGGGAAGUUUAAUAUAUUAAAUACUAUUUUGAUAUUAUUCCCCGUUUUAUUGGCGGGCAUGUAUUCUUCAGUGUAUAACUUCGAAGCGAUGGAUCUUAAAUACAGAUGUACAGUGCCAGACUGCUCAGACCCGUCCAUAGUGAAUUACUCCAUACCUCACGGGAAAGAUGGUGAACCGUCCAAGUGCCGCAGAUACGCUCCCUUCACGAAUGUCACAGGCACCAACGACACCUGUUCACCGCACUACUAUGAUACUUCUACUGAAAUCGAGUGCGAUUCUUACGUCUACUUCGAAGAACAUUCCAUCGUUAAAGAGUUCAACCUCGGCUGUCAGGAUUGGAAGCGGUCUCUAGUGGGCACAGUCCACAACGCUGGCUUCUUCAUAUCCAUACCACUAACGGGCCUCAUCUCAGACAAGUUCGGCCGUCGGCUGGCCGUGGUAUUCGCGAGCGUUGCCAAUGGUGUGUUUGGCGUAAUCCGCGCUUUCUCAUUGAACUAUGAGAUGUUCAUAGUCCUGGAGUUCUUGGAGCCGGCACUUGGUGGUGGAGUGUAUACCGCUUGCUUUGUCCUUGCCAUGGAACUAGUCGGUCCCAAAGGAAGAGUAUUCGUGAGCCUGCUCUUCAACACAAUGUUCAUUUUCGGAGGCGUAUCGGUCACAAUGCUGUCCUGGUGGCUCCAGAAUUGGCGAUAUCUCCUGCUCAUCAUUUACACACCGGCUAUCCUCACGUUCUUCUACAUAUGGGUGCUCACAGAGAGCUUCCGUUGGUUCUUCAGUAAAGGGAAAUUCGACGAAGGCAUCAACGUACUUAAGAGUAGCGAGAAAUUCAACAACGUUACCGUUCCGAAGGACCAUUACGAUCAAGUCGAGAAACACGCCGUCAGACAGAGAGACGCAAGGAAGUUUGAAUCGUUAGAAAGCAACCAGUCGAGCGUGAAGCAAAUAUUUUUGUCCGGCUUGAUAUGGAAGAGGUUGUUCAUUUGCUCCUUUCUCUGGACGUCGUCUACUCUGGUCUAUUAUGGUCUUUCGAUCAAUGCUAUAGAACUGUCCGGGAACAGUUAUUUGAAUUACAUAGUGGUGAUUUUAAUAGAGGCGCCAGCUAAUGUGUGCAAGCUGAUAUGUUUGGAUCGCUUCGGGAGGAAGCGGGUGAUCGCUACAGCGUUCGUGUUGACAGGAGUUAUCCUAAUCACGCAUCGUUUUGUCCCAGGAGGCAACUGGGCAACGGCCUUCUACCUCGGCGGGAAAUUCUUUAUAACGCUAGCGUACAAUUCCCUAUAUAUAUUCGCAGCUGAAGUGUUCCCAACCAAUUACAGAACUACCCUCCUCGCUAUUUGUUCUACCAUUGGUAGAAUCGGUUCUACCAUUGCUCCACAAACACCGUUGUUGUCCAAGUACUACGUGUAUCUUCCGACAUUAUUAUUUGGUGUAAUGUCCGCCAUCUCCGGUCUGAUAGUAAUGACUCUACCAGAAACAAACAACCAAGAACUACCAGACUCUUUGAAAGACGCGCAGGCGCAGGACAAAAGGGGCACAGGCAAAAAAAGCACAGACGAUAAAGGCACAGACAACAAAACUAGACUGUGAAUAUUGAAUUGGUGGACUGUGAUUAUAUCGAUAUAUUUAAAGUAUCGAUUUUUUGUGUAUGUGAAAAUGUUAACUGUGGUAACGUUACUAAAUAAAAUGUUGUUUUUGGUGUCUUUAAAAUACUUUGGUAGAAUUUUUAUUGAAAUGAUGUUUUACAUAGACUGUAAAUAAUUAUUGUUUAUUUACACCAUGUAGAAUAGAUCCAUAAAGGAUAGAUACAUCUAUGCUUAUUAGAAAGCAUGUAAUGCAAUGAAGUCUGACUAAAUUAAUAUGCUUAUAUAAACUGUAUAAAAUUUCUCGUUGAAAACAAACUAUACAAGGUACAAAUUAUUAAUUUAGCAUUUCACUUUGUAGAAGAUUAAAAAUUGAGGUCAACACCAUAGUCUUAUUUGUGAAAUUCUCGGAAAUCUUGUGUAUUAUAAAUAUUUCCCGUUUACUGGUUUCGUUAUAAAGAUUUCGUUUCAAUGGAAUUAAUAUAAUGUACUUUUUUGAGUGAUUUACAUUUCUUUAUGCAUUGGGUAUAUUAACCUAUAUAUACCCUUCCUUGAUAAUCAUAGCCAUAUAAGUUUUGAUUUCUAAGACGGCUGUUAUAUAAGAUAGACGAUAUUACAUAUCACAAGUUGUUUCAAAUAUUUCACCAGGAAACAACAAUGCAAAUCCGCUGGUACUUGCAUUGUACACGGCGCACAACGAAUAAGAUAUUUAAAGAAGAAAAAAAUUAGGUUUCCCUUUCUUUUUUUUCAAAGCGUAUUAGUGAAUGAUAUCUGUCUUACAGUUUCAAGUAAUUAAAAUCAAUAGAAUGAUUUAAAAAAUCUAAGACUUCAGGAAGAAAUUGUUUGUAAAUUUCGGUUGCUUGAAAUAAGUUGCAUAUGUAUAAAAUUAUACAUAUGCUUCCCCUUAAGACUUAUUGAAAUUAUGUAGUUUAAUAAAGAAUGUAGAAUGUUCUAUAGAUU